Lacerta agilis (Sand lizard) is the source of this 937-nucleotide messenger RNA. RefSeq names its product olfactory receptor 1009-like. Bases 23 to 937 code for a protein of 304 amino acids. Gene Ontology annotation, biological process: sensory perception of smell; G protein-coupled receptor signaling pathway. Gene Ontology annotation, molecular function: G protein-coupled receptor activity; olfactory receptor activity; odorant binding. The transcript has a single exon. The record is from RefSeq and is a predicted model, not a curated record. Lineage: Eukaryota; Metazoa; Chordata; Lepidosauria; Squamata; Lacertidae. Gene Ontology annotation, cellular component: membrane.
GUGGAAAAUCAUACCACAAUACAUGAAUUCGUUUUUUCGGGAUUCACAGACUCUUCAAAACUUCAGUUCCCUCUUUUCACUUUUUUUCCUAGCAGUAUACCUUAUCACCCUGCUUGGCAACCUUGGGAUGAUCAUUUUAAUCAGGAUUACCUUGCAACUCCACACCCCCAUGUACUUCUUCCUUAGCAACUUAUCCUUUGUAGACCUCUGCUACUCGACUGUCGUCACUCCCAAGAUGCUGAUGGAUUUGGUCACGAAAAGAAAAGCUAUCUCGUUGACUGGCUGUGCUCUACAGAUGUGGUUUUUUGGACUCUUUUUAGCCACUGAGUGUUUCCUGUUGGCAGCAAUGGCAUACGACCGGUAUAUGGCCAUUUCCAAUCCACUACUUUAUGCAGUAAUCAUGUCACGCAGAGUUUGCACCCAGCUGAUAAUCGCCCCCUACCUUUUAGGAGUACUGAAUGCCACAACACACACAACCUUAACUUUUCAACUCGCCUUCUGUCGCACCAGUACGAUCAACCAUUUCUUCUGUGACAUCCCUGCAGUCAUAUCCCUCUCCUGUUCAGAUACCAGACUCAACAAGGGGGUGCUUUUCGGUCUAUCUUGUACCUUUGGCAUUGUGAGUACGUCAAUUAUCAUUGUCUCCUAUAUCUACAUCCUCAUGGCCAUCCUGAGAAUACGCUCCAACAAGGGCAGGCGCAAAGCUUUCUCCACCUGCUCAACCCAUCUCACGGUAGUGUCUAUCUUUUAUGGGACACUCUUCUUUAUAUAUGUGCGUCCCAGCUCUAGGUCUUCAGCUGAUGAGGACAAGAUGGUCUCUAUGUUCUACACAGUUAUGAUCCCCAUGCUGAACCCUCUGAUCUACAGCUUCAGAAACAAAGAAGUGAAAGAUGCAGUGAGGCGACUGACCAGAGGCAAAAAUCUUCCUAUGCAAUAA